Messenger RNA from Eucalyptus grandis, 1575 nucleotides. RefSeq names its product G-type lectin S-receptor-like serine/threonine-protein kinase LECRK3. Bases 1 to 1575 code for a protein of 524 amino acids. Gene Ontology annotation, biological process: protein phosphorylation. The transcript is spliced from 4 exons. The record is from RefSeq and is a predicted model, not a curated record. Gene Ontology annotation, molecular function: ATP binding; protein kinase activity. NCBI's taxonomy places the organism in Eukaryota, Viridiplantae, Streptophyta, Magnoliopsida, Myrtales, Myrtaceae.
AUGGCUUCAGUAGUAGUUGGAAUCCUCCUACUACUUGUUCCGCUUCCGCUUUCUGUGAAAGCUCAGACCCCCGGCAACGUAACCUUGGGCUCCUCGUUAAUAGCGAAUGACAGGACCUCUUCCUGGCUGUCCCCGUCGGGCGAAUUCGCCUUCGGGUACCGGGAAAUGGGAAGAGGAGCUCAUGUGUGGCCAAUAUGGUUUGAGAAGACAGAGGACAAAACCGUAGUCUGGUCGACUAACGGGGAUAAUCUAGCACCCGAAGGUUCGAAAGUCCAGUUGACUGCCGACGGCCAACUGGUGGUUGUGGACCCAGAAGGGAGUGAGGUGUUGUCCACGGCGGUCGUUGGGGCAGCAUAUGCAGCCAUGCUCGGCACGGGGAACUUCGUCCUAAUGAGCCAGAAUAACGUCGACUGGUGGGGAACGUUCAGCCAACUGACCGAUACGAUACUGCCUACGCAACAGUUAGAUCUCGGGACUAAAGUUAAAGCUCGCUACUCUGAAAUGAAUUACUCCACUGGGAGAUUUCACUUCAUACUCCAACCGAGGCGGUCAUCUCAGAUGCUUACUGGAUUAGCGACGCCGUGGGUACUGGCUACCAGUUUGAUAUUCAAUCAAAGUGGUCAGGUCUAUGACGUCACGGCUAGGAAUGGAACGCAAAGAGCAAUCCUUGAAUAUGGCGGGGUCUUCGGGCAGUAUGUCCACCCCAAGACGGCAAAUUUGAGUUCCGUCGCUGUUUUUCAAGAUGGAAAUUGCUGGAAAAAGAAGAUCCCUCUUUUCAGUGGUAGGUUGGAUCCAAGUGCGGGUGGAAAAGCUCUGAUCAAGGUCAGGAUAGGUAAUUCAACUUUGACAUCUCCAGGAAACGGCCAGAAGAAGAACAGGAACUCAACUCUGGUGAUCAUCGGACCAGUGCUGUUGGGCAUGCCAACUUUCACCUAUCAUGAGCUUCAAGAAGCAACAAAUGGAUUCAAAGAACUGGGUAGGGGUGCUUUUGGAACAAUGUACAAAGGUGUUCUCGGAUCCGAGGAUACAAACUUUGUGGCAGUAAAAUUGUUGGCGACAAGGACUGGAGAAAGCGAAAAGGAGUUUGAAAGAGAAGUGAGUGCAAUUGGCCAAACUAACCACGAGAACUUAGUGCAUUUACUUGGAUUCAGCGAUCGUGAGGGUCAACACCGAUUACUAGUGUAUGAAUUCAUGAGCAACGGUAGUAUGGAAGAUUUUCUUUUCGGCUCUUCAAGGCCUAGCUGGUGCAAAAGAAUAGAAAUUGCCUAUGGUGUUGCGAGGGGCCUCUCUUGCUUGCAUGAGGAUUGCACCAGUUAUAUAAUCCACUGCAACAUCAAGUCGCAAAAUAUUCUUAUUGAUGGCUCUCUCACUGCAAAAAUAUCAGACUUCAGAUUAGCUAAGUUCUUGAUGGCAAACCAAACAUGGACCACCACUGGCGUAAGAGGAACCGGUAGUUAUUUAGCACCAGAAUGGUUCAGGAAUAUGCCUAUUUCUGCCAAAGUAGACGUUUACAACUUUGGCAUUUUGUUGCUUCAGCUCAUCUGCUGCAGAAAGAACCAUGAGCCGGAAGCCUAA